UACUACGGCGUCACUUAUGCCCUAGCCACAACUUGAAAAUUCUAAUGCAUGGAGAAAACCUGUUGCCUUCCCAAAAUACAUCCUCUGUCUGGUUUCCUCCACUUUGAAACACACGCAUCAGUUUCCAUCAUCCUCCAGCCCUGAGCUUUGCCCUCUCCAAUCAUCAUACAGCAGCAAGUUGGAGUAAUCUUCAUCUAAGCUUUGAGGUGCUUCUAGAUCACUCUAGGCCAAUACCGACACCGCAACAAUCACCACCACACCCUCGCAUCUUAACUUUCCCUCCCACGUUCGCCAUUUCCAUCUAGCAAACGCCACUUAUUCCUACCUGCCACUGCUAUUGACGUCUACAUGACACCAUGGCGCCGCAGCGAUCCUCUGGAAAGCAGCGGCCAGCCGCUGGUGAUACAGAAUCACCAACCCAGCCCACUCAGUCGCUAUCCCAGUCUCCGAACGACACAGACGCUGCUAAACAGGCGUUAAAUCUUCGUCUAAGGCUCGACUUACCGCCUAUCUCAGACGUGCAUCACGCCUUCAAAGACAUGCUUUCUAAACAGAAAUCUACGAUAGAAGCUGUAGCUAACAGCGGUGGGUUUGAGCUGCGAGUUGGCACGAUAUGUUCAGGCACGGAAGCUCCGAUCUUCGCACUCAAACUUAUCAAGGACAUUUCCAAGUUGCUCAACCAUGGCUGCGACUUCAUUGAAUUCAGUCACCUAUUUAGUGUCGAGAAUGAGCCUUUCAAACAAGCUUACAUUUCUCGCAAUGCUCCAGGAAGCAUCGUCUUUCGUGACGUAGUUGAUUUUGCUGAUAGGGAUGCUACUGCUGCCCCUACCAUUCUCGGGGAUCAUUGUGAUAUCCCUCGGGACAUUGAUCUUCUCGUUGCUGGUACAUCUUGUGUCGACUUUUCUAGUCUCAAUAGUCAAAAGACAAAUAAUGUGAAGCUUAUGAGCAGAGGUACAACUUUGUUCAAGGAGUGGAAAGCUUCCGACCAAAACGAAGCAAACAAGAAAGCCAAGUCCGCCCCACCUCUUCGAGAGGACUUUUUCGAUGAGUUUCGUGACUGGCUCGAUGGUAUCACGCCAACACAGAUACAGGCAGCGAAAUGCGGAGAAUCCAGUCUUACCUUUCUAUCCACUUUGUGCUACAUUAAAAACCACCGUCCUAAACUCAUCAUCUUGGAGAAUGUAUGCAAUGCGCCCUGGGACGCAGUCUGUGGUCUCUAUCUCCCCGGUGUCGGCUACGCGGCAACACACGUUAGUGUGGAUACUAAGGACUACUAUAUUCCUCAGACCAGGAAUCGUGGUUAUGUUGUCGCUGUGGACCGUCAAGUCUUUGGUGACUCUGCAAAUCACAUAAUCAAGGAAUGGGAAACUCAAUUAGUCGGGUUGAAACGAGCGUCAUCGACACCAUUGCAACAUUGGCUACUCUCACCCAAUGACCCCCUAACUCUGAGGGCACGACAAGAUGAGUCAGAGAAAACAAUCGCCAAUAGUCUGAGGCCCAGGCAAGAAAGCGACUGGGGUCGGAGCAAGAAGCGACAUCGUCGUGUUCGUCGUCUGCUUGGGUUGGGUAAAGGUCGCCCCAUGACUGCAUGGGGUCUAGCUGGAUGUGAAAGCCCAUAUGACAGGCUUGAUAAGCUGUUCAUCAAAAGCCAAAACAGUCGCGCAUUAGACUGCGUCGACAUUUACUAUUUGCAAUGUCUACAUGGCAAGUUUGACAUUAGUGCCAAUGAUGCAAGAAUCCCUUCCUACCACAAUCUGCUUGGGCAGAAUGUGGCAACCCAGUGGGAUAUCAGGUUCAAGUCUCAGAUAUUCGACCUCAGCCAGAAUGUUGAUCGCGGCCAAAUCGGCCGGAAUUUUGGCAUCACCGGUUGCUUGACACCGCGUGGAAUAAAUCUCAUUACAGACCAAGGCAGGAUAUUGUCCGGGUUCGAGGCUCUCAAUUUACAAGGCUUGCCCCUACGAGACUUAGACCUAACUAGAGAGUCUCAGGACGAGCUUCGUGAUCUAGCCGGCAAUGCUAUGUCCACGACAGUUGUUGGAGCUGCACUCUUUUCGUUACUCCUCGCUAUUCACCGCCAUUGUAGUGACAUCGAACCACCUCCACUGAAGAUCAUCACCACUGUAAACCAAUCCAUUUCACCAUACCAACCCCUAUACCGCCCUUCAUUCGUUGCAUCUGAACCAGGCUGGGACAGUGCGCCGGGCUCGUUCUGUUCGGUGCAAACGAUCCUUAACAUAUUCAGACGUUGCCGCCGCUACUGUUACUGUAACGGGGGCGCCAAGUACAGUACCAAUGAGUUGGUACGGUGUAAGAUCUGUGAUUUCAUUCGCUGUACAAGCUGCGCGGGCAAUCCUAAACACCAGUUUGGCCCUCCAUGGUCCAUGGAGGCCCCAAUCAUGAACGACACUGCACCCCCAGAGUUUAUGCAGCAUUUCCCGACGGCUUUGACCAGUAUCAUUAGUGACACGAUCGUUCGCAUUCCUUCCCGUCCGUAUUCUGAGGUACCUGAAUUACAGAGCCGGUUUCUCGAUUCCCUACGAUCAGCCAUUUUUUAUUACACGCGGGCUCUUAUAUCGGAAACCGUGACGAUCUGCUACUCCGCUAAAGAUGGGGAGUGCAAUUUUGAUCUCCGGGCUGUUAUUUCAGACACAGCAAUCACUUGGUAUCUUUUCUUGGACCCCUGGUCAACUUGUGGCCAGCUGGUUUGCAAGGCGCUUGGAAUGCCGCCAGCACACAUGUUACGCCCUUUCGGUCGCGUACGAGUCUGCCCAUCGGCGAAAGAAUUUAUCCCAGCACAGAAUGCAUGGGAGUUUUGGGUUUUUGGCGAGGUCUCCUUAGACGUUGAGCUGACAAACAACAAUGGCUCCAUCCAUAUUGCAAAUGUGUCCUGUGCAAAUCUCCCUGCUGCGAUCCGUGACGACGUCCAGUCUAUCAUAGGUAUCUAUGACCAUUACCCUGACUGCGAUGCAGCUGAAAAUAGUUUGCAUGUCGGUCGCCAGCGUCCAAGGCUUUAUCUUUUCAAAGACCCCACGAAAACAGGUGCACCCGAGGAGGACUGCUAUAUCAUAUCUGACCAGUGCAGGCUCCUGGAAAAACACGAAUUUCGCGACUUUCGUCUAAGAUUUCUGCCCAAUUGGACUCCACAGACAAACUUUUCUCGGACAAAACUACUGAUAGACGGAUACUGGGAAGGGGUGGUCACAACUCCUACACAAGUCGAAGCCAUCUUUGAAACCCCCCUCGUACGUUUUAUGAAAGAGGUCGGUUCACGAGCUGUCCCUAGCGGCUCAGAGUUGCAGCUCAAUGAUGCACACCACAAAAUACGAACUUUGGCAAGUGUUUGUAUUCAUUCAAACAUGGUUGACGAGACAUAUAUGACCUUGUCGAAGUACGAGGGAAUGGACCCUGAUAGUUGGGCUAUUGUCUCGCGAUCAGACUACUCUGCUCUUUUUGACCUUUUAGCCCCAAUCAACAUCAAUCUGAGUGGUAUUGAGUUUUCAGUUCACCAGAUGACCAUAGAGCGUUGUAGAAGAUGUUGCCCAGUUUUACCUAAAAUUCACUGGAUGGAGAGGGCAGGCGCCGAGACAAAAACCACUGCUCGAAGCGUUCGUGAACCUUAUUCCAUUUCUAGCGACAUACAUGCUUAUGAGAAAGAACUUCGAGGAUCCGGAGAACCUCUUCGAAUCGCCAUAAACAUCAAGGACAGUAAUGAUAAGAAUGGCUGGAAAGAUGUAUCAGCGAACUACGAGGUGAACGUUGAUCUCCUUCGACAUCGAGCAGCCGAUCACUUGCUGCGCCUCAACUGCCCAGAUGAAGCUCUUGAAGUUAAAACCACCGUCACUGUCAAGAGGGGGUCUUUGAACAUCCCAAAUCUAAGAUUUACAUCUUUCAAAAACUCACUGCAGCGUUUAUCAGGAAACGGGAUCGUGAAAUCUCACGCAGUCUUCAUUGAUGGGUACAAUCUCACUGAACAGCAAAAUAUCUCUUUGGAAUGGAUGCUAAGGAAAGAGCUUAAUCCUCCAAUUUUUACGGAACGGGAGAUCGAAGAAUGCAGGUUCGAUGCUCUCAGCCUACGUGUACUUGCUGUUGCAGAGCGCGAUAUCUCACGUCCUGGUGGUAUUCUAGCUGAUGAUGUCGGCUACGGGAAAACGGUUAUCAGUCUCGCCCUCAUGCAGGUUCAACAAGAUUUCGACCGGGAAAGAUACCUAUUAGAGCGACAGGAGAAUAGCAGAGACACAUCGGCUUUAGCUGCGUCCCUUGUGCUCGCUCCCAAGCACUUGGUUGACCAAUGGGCAGCAGAGGCCGCCAAAUUCCUCGGCUGGAGGGAGCCUGAUGUCCUAGUCAUCAAAUCCUCUCGUAAAUUGCGAGAUGUCCUCAAGAAAGCCGAACCCGAUGCCAUGACAGCUCCACCUCAGGCGAAGAAAGCUAGGACGGCGAGAACAUCGACCACGAUUUUUGACAAACUUCAUGCGGCUAGGCUUAUCAUUGUAAGCACGGCAGUGUUCGAUGACUUGUAUUAUACGUGGCUUGGGAAAUAUGCAGGCUCUUUGGCCCACCCCAAAGCCAUUCCCAGGACUAGUGCCAUGAAGGACACUGCAAAUCCCAAUGUCCUUGGUGCUUUCCAAGACUGGUACGAAGACGCAACAAUGUAUGCCCGAAGGCAUCUCUCGGGGUUCAAUCCCAGCAUUUUCAACAGGGAUCGACUUGAGAUGAUUGAACAACGCCAUCGAAACCUACAAGAUACGUGGAGAGAUGUUGUGGCUGACUACUAUGAUGCCUCAACUCGUCUUGGGUGUCAGACUACCAGAAAUGACGCCACAGGAGAACUCGUCAAUGGCAAAGAGGAAGGUACCACCGUGGAUAGGGAAUACAAUAAUGAAGCUAGGGCGAAUCCUUUAACGGAGGAAGAUUUCAUGGCUGACCAGUUUGUCCAUCCACUUGAGGUCUUCAGUUUCUCCCGAAUCAUCUAUGACGAAUUUUCAUACGAGAACUUCUGUGUCGCGCAGUUCGUCAAGAACGCAAGGGCUCACGCAAAAUGGGUCCUGUCAGCCACGCCUCCAACGAGCAAUGUCAAAGCGGUCUGUGAUAUUGGACAACUCUUGGGGAUCCAUGUUGCUAGGCCAGUCAAGCUACGUCCAGGGCUACCUCUCAUCACCGAAGGUCCAGCUCUCUUGCGUCAGAAUCCUACGGAGAAGCAAUUAUCGUACGGCAAAUUAUACACUGAUGAGAGUGUGUGCGACCGGGUAGAAACGGCACAUAACUUCCUUCGACAUUUUGCCAGUGCCAACCCAUUUGACGAGAAAGGGAUGGGUAAAAUAGAAGUGCACGAGCGUGUCAUUUGUUCCAAUAUGACCCGUUUCGAGCUUGCGAAAUACCUCGAUCUCCAGAGAGACCUUCGCAACUCUGAGUUGGACUUCUCUAAGCUUCUGAAGCGUUGCCAACUAGACUCUGAAACCAUCAACGAGUUCCCUGAGGAAGGAGGCAGUCGUGCCGGCAUAGCCCUCGCAUGGCUUGCAUCCAUCGAUUGUGCAGAUGACGAGGGUGGAGAUGUUGUGAGCUUUCGCUUGAGUCGGGACCGAAGCCUGAGGGAGGCCCAGGAGAGACUAAAGUUUGUUACCAAUGUAGCGGUGUGGCUGGCUCUUCGCCGGUUUCAGGAACUAGAGAUUGCAAACGUUCAAGAAGAGACCAUCAAGCCAAACGAGACUGCAACCCAAUACAUCCAGGAACUUACUUGGCACAUCGAGGCGAUUCUAGAUUCAAGUACAGAUGAUUUUAAUGGUGCAGAUGGCCUCAACGCAGUCGCCGACUCUAUCGAUGCUGAGCAAUUUGCGGAUUGUUCACAAUGGUUUGCCAGUGCUGACCCAGGAACGAGAGCUUCGGAGCCGUACUAUAAAGGACUUUUUACGCGGCUCAGUAAGCAGAUACCAGCAGGUGUGUGGGUUGCGUACUUCGAAUUAUCGUCAGCAACCCUUGCAAGCCUUGAACGUUCGGAAAUUCUAGUUCUGAUAGGGGAGCUUGGCGGACAAGAUGUUGAUUCACUUUCUCUUGCCGAAGCUCGACGUUACCUAGAAGAAUUAAUCAAAGAAAAGCAAAUGUCGACCAUUUCGCAAGCCCCUCAGCCUGAAAAUAGUCGCAAGAAGACCUCAAAGACCGCCUCGACCAAGAAUGACAAUAGACCGAAAUACCCCUUAUUUCAAUCCUUGAAAAAGACUCGCGGUGGCAGUUAUACUGAAACAGAAUCGGAGUUUACUGACAUUAUGAUGAAAAUGGAUGAAGCUAAAGCAGAAGUCAUGGCUACAGCGAAACGGGUCACGACCGCAUUGAAUCUCUUCUGUCAGGGUGAUGAGCGCAAGUGCGAUGCAUGUGGACUUCAUUGCAGCGAUCUACGAUUUCUUCCCGACUGUGGUCAUCUUAUAUGCUCAAAGCAUAUAGAGGCUGGGGUAUGCGGCCAGAUCAUAUCUGACAAGUAUCCGAGCGGCAGUAAUUGCUCUUCGAUCAUUCGGAAUCGCUCAAUCCCAGUCCAGCAAAUCGAUCGUUGCGAAUUGAAUACUUCUCUCGCUGGAUUAAAGGCAGACCAGGGCAACAAGGUGCUAAGAGUGAGUCCCAAGUCUCUGAAGAUCGCCAAUACAAUAGGCGAGAUCCUCCGACGAGGCAAUGAUAAGAUACUGGUAUUCUACCAAUUUGACGAGCAGAAGGCACAGAUCAGUCGCUUGCUACAACAUGACAAGACACUGUCCCAAGCACUUGCCAAGAACUUGGGCGACGAGCGAGUCCGCAUGCUGAAGCUCAACAGCGAAGAGGCUGCUGGAUCCAAUUUCCAGGAUGCGAAUCACGUCAUGUUCGCCAAUACACCUGUUUUCGGAAAACAGGAAGACUACGACAAAUACGUGAAACAGGCUAAAGGGCGGGCAAUCCGUCACGGGCAACGCAAAGUGGUGUACGUCUAUUAUUUCGUCACCGCCAACACGUUCGAAGCCGACCUUCUCCAGCUACGUAAAGGUUCCUCUAUCAGGGUCGGACGGGGAGAUGUGGCCUACUUUGUCGAUGACCAACAUCAUGAUGAUUCGAUUGGAGAUAUGGAAAUAGGCGAAACAGACGCAAGCUGUUAGGACCAGCUUACCUCUGGCCUUUCCAAAGAGGAGAUCUGGAAGCUCACAGACGAGACGAAUUGGUUGGUACAGCAAAAUCGCGAGUUCUAGACCGUGCGCGAUGACACGACUAUGCACCUACCCUUGCGACGUCACUGGAGUGACCGAGAAGUUUUCAU
This is a messenger RNA of Xylaria bambusicola, 7267 nucleotides long. RefSeq lists its product as uncharacterized. The record is from RefSeq and is a predicted model, not a curated record. The transcript is spliced from 3 exons. Lineage: Eukaryota; Fungi; Ascomycota; Sordariomycetes; Xylariales; Xylariaceae. Gene Ontology annotation, molecular function: ATP binding; methyltransferase activity; ATP-dependent chromatin remodeler activity. Bases 357 to 7109 code for a protein of 2250 amino acids.